Molecule: messenger RNA, 1259 nt
Organism: Boeremia exigua
Lineage: Eukaryota; Fungi; Ascomycota; Dothideomycetes; Pleosporales; Didymellaceae
Product: brix domain-containing protein 2
Exons: 4
Coding region: 257-1192 (311 amino acids)
Biological process (GO): rRNA processing; ribosomal large subunit assembly
Cellular component (GO): nucleolus
Molecular function (GO): rRNA binding
Source: RefSeq, a predicted model, not a curated record
CAGACCGCAGCGGCCCUCCAGCACCGCCGUCUGCGCGCCCGUCCCCGGCUCCGAGACGAGCAGACAGCUGGGCUGCCCCAGAAUGGGGUCGACGAGCGUUGCGACGCCGAUGCUCAUUGGACGGCACCGCGAUGGAGGCACCCGCAAAUAGCGGCGCUAGCGGACCCACUUUAUUUUCGUCGCUAUCAAACUUCUCGAACGCCCAAACGCUGCCCUCACGCAUCGCAGCAGCAGCACCACCGCCAUACCGCUCGCCAUGGCCGCCGUCUACAAGCACCUGUCUGGUAAUGACCGCGACGACGAGAAGCCGACCGCCGAGAAGCGCAACAAGCAGCGCGUGCUCAUUCUGAGCUCGCGAGGUGUGACUUUCCGCCAUCGCCACCUGCUGCAGGAUCUGUACUCGCUGAUGCCUCACAGCCGGAAGGAGGCAAAAUUCGACUCCAAGACUAAGCUGUACAUGCUGAACGAGAUGGCCGAACUCUACAACUGCAACAACAUCAUCUUUUUUGAAGCCAGGAAAGGCAAGGAUCUGUACUGUUGGAUCAGCAAGCCACCAAACGGCCCCACGGUCAAGAUGCAUCUCCAGAAUCUGCACACCAUGGAGGAGCUCAAUUUCAUUGGCAACUGCCUCAAGGGAUCCAGGCCCAUUCUCUCCUUCGACGCCGGAUUCGACAAGCAGGCCCACCUCCGUGUCAUCAAGGAGCUCUUCACCCAGAUUUUCGGCGUCCCGAAGAACUCCCGCAAGACCAAGCCAUUCGUAGACCACGUGAUGGGAUUCACAGUCGCAGAUGGCAAGAUCUGGGUUCGCGUGUACCAGAUCAACGAGUCUGAGACCAGUAAGAAGAAGCCCAUUGACGCAGACGACGUCGACGUUGAUGAGCUGGUGUCCAAGAAGAAGGGAAAGACGUCCGAAUUUGACGUCAGCCUGGUCGAGAUUGGUCCCCGUUUCGUCCUCACACCCAUCGUAAUCCAGGAGUCGAGUUUCGGCGGGCCCAUCAUCUACGAGAACAAAGAGUUCGUCUCGCCCAACCAGGUCCGUUCCGACUUGCUCAAGUCCAAGGCCGGCCGCUUCAACACCCGCACAGAUGCGCAACGCGAAUCGAGGGACAGGCGCGCAGAACUCGGCCUCUUAUCGCACGGAGGCGUCAAGAAGGCGAAGGACCCGCUCAGCAACCAGGUCCUCUUCGCAUAGUGUUUCGAAAGCGGUCUGGCAAAAGCAUGGCGUUUACAGGUUUAUUCAUUUUCAACUGGCGCAGGAU